Molecule: messenger RNA, 1536 nt
Organism: Coniosporium apollinis CBS 100218
Lineage: Eukaryota; Fungi; Ascomycota; Dothideomycetes
Exons: 1
Coding region: 1-1536 (511 amino acids)
Source: RefSeq, a predicted model, not a curated record
AUGCAUUCUCCUUCUGUGUCAGACUCGGUCGUCGCCAACAUGGGCUACAAGGUGCGGAACCUUGCCUUGAGCCAGCAACCCUCCAUCGACAUCUUCCUUAAGGGCACACAGGGCGUGCACAGCGCCUACGUGACCUCCUUCUCCACCAUGGACAAGCUGGAAGGAACUGUCUCCAUCACAGCAAAGCAUGACACGAGAUUCGACGAGCUUGAGAUCGCCUUCGUCGGCGUCAGCAAGACAUGGGUCGACAGAAUGACCAGCGGAACAACGAUGAACGGGCGAACAGAAGCCUCACAUCGCUUCUUGAAGCUCAUACAGCCCAUUGAAGAUUCUAGCCUGCCGCAACCUAGAAUCGCCGAAGCUGGCCGAACCUACAGCUUCCCCUUUACCUUCGUUGUGCCGCAACAGUUGGUUGACUCGGCAUGCGACAUAGUAUCGAACGACCAAAUAAAAAGCGCGCAUCUACAGGUCCCCCCGAGCCUGGGUGACCCAGACCUCUCUGGGUUUGGCGGCGUUCUCCUCGAUGACCUCAGCCCCAGCAUGGCGAAGAUAUCGUACGCAAUCCAAGUCAAGAUGACCAGAUACCGCGAAACCGACGGUAAGGCCGUAACCGUUGCCGACAAGGCGAGGAAGGUCCGCGUUAAGCCUGCUUUCGAGGAGCAGCCGCCCUUGAGCGUUGACGAAAAGGACGAGGAGUACCGGCUCCGGCAGGAAAAGACGAUUCGGAAGGGCCUUUUUAAGGGCAAGCUCGGCCGGCUGGUGAUCGAGACCGCUCAACCCAAAAGCUUCAGCCUGCCAGCAAGCAACAGUAAUACAGUCACUACCAUGGCGAAGGUGUUGCUUCGCUUUGAUCCCGCGGAAGCGAGCGCUCAACCACCGAAGCUCGGGUCGCUGAGCAGCAAACUAAAAAUCGGCACUUGGUUUUCAACAAAGCCACGGAAAGACUAUCCCAGCAAGAAGGUCUUCAUGUACGACGCGAGACAAGGUCUCUACUCCGAAACGCUAUCCCUGUCCUCACGCUGUGUCGAAUCAGCCAAGUGGGAGCGACACACUUCUGCGAGCACACUUACUCGACGUGACUCUGCCGUGUCUGAUGUCUCUUCUGACGGCCUUCCGGAGGCGUCUAGUAACUACGCUGGAGGGAUGUUCUACACCGCCCAGAUUCUCGUCCCACUCACACUCCCGACGAACAAGAACUUCGUCCCGACGUUCCACUCUUGCCUCAUUUCGCGCGUCUACGCUCUGAAGCUGGAGCUCAGCGUCCAAGCCCCAGGCAUGACCGGCCCAAGCAUGUCACUCAAGGUGCCGGUCCAGAUCUCCGCGGAAGGCAGCGCUCGGCAAGAGGAGCAUCGCCGCUCUAUCGAAGAGGCGGCGAGAGCAGCUAUCGAAGCAGAGGCGGUCUUCCGGGCGAGGAGCGUCGCGCCUCCCAGUGAUGAAUACCUUGGCAGCAGCACCGCGAUGACUGCCCUUCCUCCACAGUAUGAGUUUGUUGCGCCAGGCUCACCAAUUGCUAGGCAGACUGUAUCUGCUUGGUAG